This is a messenger RNA of Darwinula stevensoni, 1338 nucleotides long. NCBI's taxonomy places the organism in Eukaryota, Metazoa, Arthropoda, Ostracoda, Podocopida, Darwinulidae. The record is from the annotation of a GenBank genome assembly.
AGCUUAAGGCUCCUUGUGUCUUUCUGCAGGUUAUUUGAAAUUGAACUCAAAGAGUAGAAGACAGACACCAUGUCAAACAAAUAUAAUUUGAAGUGGAACUCUCAUCAUGCCGAAACCCUGCAAAGCUUUGAGAAUCUCCGUCACAGGGAGAUGUUUGUGGAUGUGACAUUAUCCUGUAAUGGGCAGUUCUUAAAAGCCCAUAAACUGGUGUUGUGUGCAGGGAGUGGGUAUUUUGAGCGAGUCCUCAACAAGGAUGGACUGGGGACUCCCACUGUUCAUUUUUAUGGAGUGGACAUGCAUUUGCUCAAGCUGCUGGUGGAAUUUAUGUACUGUGGUGAAGUUGAAGUCCCAGAUGUGGACCUAGAGAAGUUCAUUGAAGUUGCAGAAAACCUGGAAGUGAAGGGGCUCAAAGGAGAUAAAGCAAAAAGCAGCACAUCACAUGGUGUUGUUGGGACCACCAUCCCUGUCUCAGAUGUUCAGGAUGCUCUGGCUCAUAAGAGAAAGAGUACUGGCCAUUCUUGGCUAGGACUAGGAGAAAUGCAACACUCCCCAGCCAAAAUGGCCAGAUCUCGUGCUCUUGUUCCCCGAGCCAGGUCACAAAUGGCCACAUCACAUCUUCAGCAAUCUGAGGCAGUGGCAUCCCCAUCUCAAGUACUUCAGAGCCAAUCUGAACCAAGUAUGAGUACAUCCACUGAUGAAAUUGUGAUUAAAGAUGAGACUAAAGAGGAGGAACUGGAUGAUAUACAUGAUGUGAUGGAUUCUGGUUCAGUGGCUACUGAAGAAGGUCAAUGGGAUGAGCAAGCCUCAUAUUCUGUGGAGGGAAUGGAAGGAGAGCCUGAAAUGCCCAUGAAUAUUCCUCCAGAAGUCGACCCACAGACGAUGUGCCGAAUUCAAAGAUACGUGUGGUGUGGACAGAUCUCGAGCUUCAACCGCAGAAUCCACUUCUGUGGCCUGUGUCCAUACGAGAACUACAAUAAAUCCAAAGUUGUGAGGCAUUCUCGCACACACACCAAUGAAAGGCCUUACCAGUGUCCAAAGUGUGGCAGGAAGUUUGCCCAAUCACAAAAUCUCCAAUAUCAUCUGAUGGUGUUCCGUGUCCAGAAAUUCCUUUGGUGGGGAAGAAAAGCAGACAUGAAGAAGCUGUACUUCUGUUCCUUCUGUUCAUACACAUCAUCUCACAAGCACAAUGCCAUCAAGCAUAUUCGAAGUCACACCAAGGAGAAGCCAUUCCAGUGCCCAAUUUGUUGGAAAACCUUUGCCCAAUCCCCCUCACUGCAAAAUCAUCAGGUCUUGGCCCAUGGUUCUGUGACAUUUGCAAAUUCGGAUAAGAACUUGUGA